AUGAUGACAAGUAAAACUAAUGGGAUUAUUGCAUUUAUCCAAAAAAUAAACUCUAAUAAUAAAGCUUAUAAUUAUAAACUGUUUAUUCAAAUUUUGUACGACCAACAAAAAAAAAUCAAUUUUUGGAAUGCUGAUAUAACUAGUUUAUAUUUAAUUAAUAUACUUCAUUAUCUAGCACUACUCGAUAAAAAUCAUUUGUUUACUAGCCAAUUUACCGAUUUUUAUUCUCAAUUUAAUAUAAUUAUUAAAAAUUGCAAUAAAAUCUAUUUUUAUUUAUUAGAAUUAAUUCCAAAAACUCCUUUAUAA
Blepharisma stoltei is the source of this 306-nucleotide messenger RNA. NCBI's taxonomy places the organism in Eukaryota, Ciliophora, Heterotrichea, Heterotrichida, Blepharismidae. The record is from the annotation of a GenBank genome assembly.